CUCAGGCUCAGUGAGCUUGUGGGCUUAGUGGGGUUUGUUCUCCACGUCAGUAUAGAAAAUACAUGCCGUAUCAGUUCCAAGUCAUCUACCGACGACCACCAACACAUCCUCCUCCCUCCGCCACCGUCAACUUCUCCAUAAUCGGGUCUAUUUCUCUGUCGAAUAUGUUGUUGAAAUUGAAAUAAUCUUUAUAUCCCUCUCUCUCGAUCUCACACACACACAGAAAGGUAUGGCUUUGGAAUCUUCGGGGUCUGCUCGUAAAGUUGUUGUACAUCUGAGAGCAACUGGUGAUGCACCAAUUCUCAAGCAAGCAAAGUUCAAGAUUGCAGGAAAUGAUAAAUUUGCUAAAGUGAUUGACUUUCUCCGUCGCCAACUUCACAGGGAGACAUUGUUUGUUUAUGUCAACAGUGCCUUCUCACCAAACCCAGAUGAAUUGGUGAUUGAUCUGUAUAAUAAUUUUGGUUUUGAUGGUAAACUGGUGGUUAACUAUGCUUGUUCCAUGGCAUGGGGAUGACUGUAGAUGAUGGAUCUGAGGUAUAUAUACUGUGAUACUGUUCAUAUGAUUCGUUUUACUCCUGCAACUAUAAGUAGCUUUAACCGAACAAGCUCUGACCUAUUCUGCAUUCCUACUACUGCUUGGCAAAUAUACUCAUCAUCCUAGAAGACCUCAAAUUGAAUGGAUGGAAAUGUUGACGACUGUUAUUCAAGUAUCCCUUGUAUUGAAUGGUUUGGAAUAUUAUUUGUUACUAAUCCAAGAAGUAUAUACUUAAAAUGAUUGGGUUUUCUUAUCGGAUUUGAUAGAGCAACGGAGUUUAGCUGUGUGUGUGAAGUCAUGGAGCCACACUGAACUUUGAAUAUCAAUUGGUUCAAAAUUUGCGGUAUCAGGUUUUGGUUU
Messenger RNA from Cornus florida, 895 nucleotides. Its product is annotated as ubiquitin-like protein ATG12. The record is from RefSeq and is a predicted model, not a curated record. Gene Ontology annotation, biological process: C-terminal protein lipidation; autophagy of mitochondrion; autophagosome assembly. NCBI's taxonomy places the organism in Eukaryota, Viridiplantae, Streptophyta, Magnoliopsida, Cornales, Cornaceae. The transcript is spliced from 6 exons. The coding region runs from base 230 to 514 and encodes 94 amino acids. Gene Ontology annotation, cellular component: Atg12-Atg5-Atg16 complex; phagophore assembly site membrane; cytoplasm.